CUUUCCCUCUCCGUUUUGGUGGGCUGGUUGAAGAUGAAAUCCACUGAGGAGGGAAGUCCAGCACCCUGUGUGCCAGUCCAGAACUGGCCCAUCUGUAGACCCCCUGAAAAUCAUAUGGGCUUGGAUUUGGAUAUUCUCAACAGAAAGGGUUAAAGGCUGAUGGUACCUAAAGCCUGGUACUUGAAUUUUGAUCAAGAUAAGCUGCCUUAAGUUCUCUUCAUUACACAAAUGAUCCUAGAUAAUUGAUAGAUCCUGUGGUUCAACUGGAUUUCUAGAUAGAAGCUGGAUUCAUGUGAUGCCAGAGGAGUAAAAUUUCAAGAGACUGAAACCAGAUCUGAGUUUCGCUGUUCCAGUCUGGACCUCUUUGGUGCUGUAAAUCCUGGAUAUACUGUAGAUGAGUACUGCGUUUUUCUUUUAUGCCGGAGCUGCGGCCCGCAACUCCCUCAGCCUGGCAGGUCCCAGGAUGCUUCGGGGCAACCCCACGCAUGCGCGCUCUGGCGUAGUUCCCUGAAGCACUCGCUCGCAGAGAAUCCUGGAAUCUUCGCUUGUGGAGCUGUGGAGGCAACGGAGUUUUUCCGCGCUUUUUCUUUCAGCCUCAGAGCCUCUCUUCAGCUUCUGGAGACCUCACUAUCCUAUUAUGUCUUUGUGUGAAGACAUGCUGCUUUGUAAUUAUCGAAAGUGUCGCAUCAAACUCUCUGGCUAUGCAUGGGUCACUGCCUGCUCUCACAUCUUCUGUGAUCAGCAUGGCAGUGGUGAGUUUAGUCGCUCACCAGCUAUCUGUCCUGCCUGCAACAGUACCCUUUCUGGAAAGCUAGAUAUUGUCCGCACAGAACUCAGUCCAUCAGAGGAAUAUAAAGCUAUGGUAUUGGCAGGACUGCGACCAGAGAUCGUGUUGGACAUUAGCUCCCGAGCGCUGGCCUUCUGGACAUAUCAGGUACAUCAGGAACGUCUCUAUCAAGAAUACAAUUUCAGCAAGGCUGAGGGCCAUCUGAAACAGAUGGAGAAGAUAUAUACUCAGCAAAUACAAAGCAAGGAUGUAGAAUUGACCUCUAUGAAAGGGGAGGUUACCUCCAUGAAGAAAGUACUAGAAGAAUACAAGAAAAAGUUCAGUGACAUCUCUGAGAAACUUAUGGAGCGCAAUCGUCAGUAUCAAAAGCUCCAAGGCCUCUAUGAUAGCCUUAGGCUACGAAACAUCACUAUUGCUAACCAUGAAGGCACCCUUGAACCAUCCAUGAUUGCACAGUCUGGUGUUCUUGGCUUCCCAUUAGGUAACAACUCCAAGUUUCCUUUGGAUAAUACACCUGUUCGAAAUCGGGGCGAUGGAGAUGGAGAUUUUCAGUUCAGACCAUUUUUUGCGGGUUCUCCCACAGCACCUGAACCCAGCAACAGCUUUUUUAGUUUUGUCUCUCCAAGUCGUGAAUUAGAGCAGCAGCAAGUUUCUAGCAGGGCCUUCAAAGUAAAAAGAAUUUGAGCCACGCAUAGUGUCACGCACCUGUGAUCCCAGCUACUUAGGAGGUUGAGGCUGGGAGGAUCACUUGAGCCCAGGAGUCUGAGGCUUUAGUGAUCUAAGAUCAUGCCACUGCACUCCAGCCUGGGCAACAGAGUGAGACCCUGUUUCUAAAAAAAAAUAAAGAUAAUUUAGCUAACUUUA
Messenger RNA from Homo sapiens (human), 1651 nucleotides. RefSeq names its product cyclin B1 interacting protein 1 (gene CCNB1IP1). The record is from RefSeq and is marked validated. Gene Ontology annotation, cellular component: condensed nuclear chromosome; chromosome; synaptonemal complex. The transcript has 8 exons. Gene Ontology annotation, molecular function: ubiquitin protein ligase activity. Lineage: Eukaryota; Metazoa; Chordata; Mammalia; Primates; Hominidae. Gene Ontology annotation, biological process: protein ubiquitination; reciprocal meiotic recombination. The coding region runs from base 638 to 1471 and encodes 277 amino acids.